AUUUUGGUAGCACACCUAACUCAUUAAAACCCUUUUACCAUUCAAAUUUCUACCUAGCUACUACGUACUAAUACUAAACUUAUGUGUUCCAACAUUCUGUUUUGCUAAGCUGGAACAUGUAUUUGGACUUUUCAACACUUCCCACCAUCCCAAUUUCUAUAUAAAGGCUUUUUCAUCAACUUUGAUUUCCCAUCAACCAAACCCAAAAUAUUACUUACAUCUUUCUCUACCAUAAGCAAACCGAAAUGCCAUCUCAUAACAAUCCUCUCCUUUGUUCUGUUGUGUUGAUAGUAAUAAGUUGGUGUCUAGUGAGUUUAGUCUCAGCUGGAAACUUUUACCAAGAUUUUGAUAUAACAUGGGGAGAUCACAGAGCCCAAAUACUCAAGGGAGGUCAGCUUCUCACACUCUCACUUGAUAAGGCUUCAGGCUCGGGUUUCAAGUCCAAGAACGAGUACUUGUUUGGUCGAAUCGAUAUGCAAAUCAAGCUUGUACCUGGAAAUUCAGCUGGAACAGUCACUGCAUACUAUUUAUCAUCUGAAGGUCCAAACCAUGAUGAGAUUGACUUCGAGUUCUUGGGAAACUUGUCUGGAGACCCUUACACACUCCAUACAAAUGUGUUCACCCAAGGAAAAGGGAAUAGAGAGCAACAAUUCCAUCUUUGGUUCGACCCAACAAAGACUUUCCACACUUAUUCCCUUGUUUGGAAUAAGCAACGUAUUAUAUUUAUGGUGGACAACAUUCCAAUAAGAGUGUUCAACAACUUGGAGUCAUCAACAGGAGUACCAUUCCCCAAAAACCAACCAAUGAGGAUUUACUCAAGCUUGUGGAAUGCAGAUGAUUGGGCUACAAGAGGUGGCCUUGUCAAGACUGAUUGGACCAAAGCUCCUUUCACUGCUUCAUACGCUAACUUCAAGGCCAAUGCAUGUGUUUGGUCUGCCGGAAAGUCCAGUUGCGAUGCCAAUAAGUCCGGUGGCUUUAAUGACGCCACGUGGCAGAAUCAAGGGCUGGAUGCGGCCGGGCGAAACAGGCUGCGAUGGGUGCAGCAGAAGUUCAUGGUUUACAAUUACUGCACUGACUUGAAACGCUUCCCCAAAGCCAAACUUCCUGCUGAAUGCAAGCAUUCAAGAUUCCUCUGAUUAAUUAUAUACUCUAAUUAAUAUACAAUCAUUAUUCAUUUCUUUGUUAUUUGUUUCUAUACAUUAUUGUCUUGUAUAUUUGUUUUCAAUUCAAUCCUAAAAUUCUUUAUAUAAUUUAUCAUGUAUACUGUUAAAUAAAAUUUGCUAUUUGUCUGUCUCUA
Molecule: messenger RNA, 1297 nt
Organism: Cannabis sativa
Lineage: Eukaryota; Viridiplantae; Streptophyta; Magnoliopsida; Rosales; Cannabaceae
Product: xyloglucan endotransglucosylase protein 1-like
Exons: 3
Coding region: 246-1136 (296 amino acids)
Biological process (GO): cell wall biogenesis; xyloglucan metabolic process
Cellular component (GO): apoplast; cell wall
Molecular function (GO): xyloglucan:xyloglucosyl transferase activity; hydrolase activity, hydrolyzing O-glycosyl compounds
Source: RefSeq, a predicted model, not a curated record